Molecule: messenger RNA, 969 nt
Organism: Musca vetustissima
Lineage: Eukaryota; Metazoa; Arthropoda; Insecta; Diptera; Muscidae
Product: probable GDP-L-fucose synthase
Exons: 2
Coding region: 4-969 (321 amino acids)
Biological process (GO): nucleotide-sugar biosynthetic process
Molecular function (GO): GDP-L-fucose synthase activity
Source: RefSeq, a predicted model, not a curated record
GAAAUGCGUAAAAUUCUGGUUACUGGCGGCACCGGUUUGGUGGGCAAAGCAUUACAGGAUGUUGUUGCCCAGGAGAAAUGUGCCGAAGAAGAAUGGUAUUUUGCCGGCUCCAAGGAUUGUAACUUAACCGAUGAAAGUGCCACCAAGGCGUUAUUCGAGAGGGUAAAGCCAAAUUGUGUUAUUCAUUUGGCUGCAAUGGUUGGUGGCCUGUUCCACAACAUGAACAAUAAUUUGGAUUUUUUGCGUAUUAAUAUUCAAAUAAAUGACAACGUUUUACAAGCCGCCCACGCACAUGGAUGUGAAAAAGUUGUUUCCUGUCUCAGCACCUGUAUUUUCCCUGACAAAACAGAAUAUCCCAUUGAUGAGACUAUGGUACAUAAUGGACCACCACAUUCCUCCAACUACGGUUACUCGUAUGCCAAGCGUUUAAUUGACAUACAAAAUCAUGCCUAUUACGAUAAAUAUGGUUGUAUGUUUACUUCAGUCAUUCCGUGUAAUAUUUUUGGACCAAACGAUAAUUACAAACCGAAUGUUAGUCAUGUUAUACCCGGUAUGAUAUAUCGUAUGCACAAAUUAAUGCAAGAAAAUCCAGAAAUCGCCGAAGAAGAGAAAACAUUCAGGGUGUUUGGUUCCGGUAAACCAUUAAGACAAUUUAUUUACAGUAUUGAUUUGGCUAAGUUAAUGAUAUGGGUGUUGAGAAAUUAUGAAAGUGUUGAACCCAUUAUUUUAAGUGUAGACGAGGAGCAGGAAGUUACUAUUUACGAUGUUGCUAAGGCCAUAGCAAAGGCAUUUAACUUUAAGGGAAAACUUGAAUGUGAUACAACGAAAGCCGAUGGACAAUACAAGAAGACAGCUUCCAAUAAAAAAUUGCGCUCAUUUUUACCAGACUUUAAAUUUACCGAUUUUGAAGAGGCCAUAAAAACGUCUGUCGAUUGGUAUAUUCAACAUUAUGAAGAAGCAAGAAAAUAA